This is a messenger RNA of Mya arenaria, 4839 nucleotides long. RefSeq lists its product as uncharacterized. The transcript has 2 exons. NCBI's taxonomy places the organism in Eukaryota, Metazoa, Mollusca, Bivalvia, Myida, Myidae. Gene Ontology annotation, molecular function: nucleic acid binding. The coding region runs from base 195 to 4229 and encodes 1344 amino acids. Gene Ontology annotation, biological process: DNA integration. The record is from RefSeq and is a predicted model, not a curated record.
CGGUGAUGCAAAGAAAAAGAGCUGUCGACACUUCCGUAGUGGAGCUGUGCCCUAUAUUUACAUAAACAAACGUUGUUGUAAGAACUAAACCAACAACGCAACAUGGUGUCAGAAGUUGGUGAACUGAUUCUUAUGGAUUAAAUUGAAAUUAAAUGGAAUAAUUAAAUUGUAAUUGUGAAGCUCAUUCUAACAAAAUGGCAAGCUUUAACAAUAUGCAAGGACAAACACCCAAAAUGGACUGGGACAGCAGAGAUUUGUCACAGUCAUUCAAGUCGUUCAAGUCACAUUCCGACUUUAUGUUUAAGGGUCCUCUAAAGGAACAAUCACAAGAAGUGAAGUGUCAUUACCUAAUGCUGUGGGUUGGAGAAAAAGGUCGUUCCAUUUUUAGCACUUGGAGACCAACAGACGAUCAACAAAAAGAUCUUACAUACUUCUACAACCAGUUCGAGAACUAUUGUAAACCAAAAUCAAACCGUAUAUAUUCAAGAUACAUUUUCAAAAUGAAAAUACAAAAAGAUGGCGAAUCGUUUGAACAGUUUGUUACGGACUUGAGAUUACUCAUCAAAGAAUGUGACUAUCCAGAGGACAUUCUUGAUGACAUGAUCCGGGAUCACAUUGUAUUUGGCGUUCGAUCUGUGAAACUCCGCGAAAAGUUCAUAAGCGAAGGGAACGGUUUAACGUUACAGAAAUCUUUGGACAUUGCUAGAACGUAUGAACUUACAAAAUCACACAUUCAACAAAUGGACAACAAUAAAAGUGUAAAUGCCGUUACACCAAGGACAUAUCACCACCCAGAGGCAAAGAGGAAUCCAAAACAAAGGUCGAGAGGCAAACUGAAGUAUGCUAACGCUGGCACGAAGAAGGCUAUGUGUUCAAACUGUGGAUCAAAACACGAGACCAAGGACAUAUGCCCAGCAAGAGGGAAAGACUGUAACUACUGUGGGAAAAGAAAUCACUUUGUUAGUGUAUGCUACAAAAAGCAAAAGGAACAGAACAAAUCACGAGUGCAUGAGGUAAAUGAUUUUUCUUCCUCAGAUCUAAGUGACAACUGUGAUGGUUAUUUUGUUAAUACUGUUACUCAUGACAAACACAAAAAUCAAGCUUUUCUCAAUAUUUCAGUUGGUAACAACAGCACACAAUUCAAAUUCAAGAUUGAUUCUGGUGCACAAGUUAAUAUCAUACCAUACCACAUGUACAAAUCACUUGGUAGCAAAAUUCAGUUGAAACACACAAACAGCAAAUUGACAGCUUACAAUGGCACACCACUCAAAGUACACGGUGUAGUUAGUCUUCAAUGCUUGUACAAUGGUAAAAUUUCAAGAAACGAUUUUUACAUUGUAGAUACACCCUCAUGUCCAAUUUUAGGUCUUGACACUUGCCUUGCAAUGAAUCUACUCAAAUUUGUAUCAGCAGUAGAACCUGACGUUUCUUACACAAAAGACCAAGUUAUUUCAAAAUACCAUGAUGUGUUUACUGGUCUGGGAACACUUCCAGGUGAAUGUGACAUACAUAUAAAAUCGGAUGCAAUACCUGUAGUACACCCUCCAAGACGUGUACCUAUUGCAAUUAAGGACAGACUAAAAACAGAAUUAGACAGAAUGGUUAAAGACAAAGUCAUUGUCAAAGUGACAGAACCGUCUGUAUGGGUCAACAGUAUGGUAACUGUUGAAAAACCCAAUGGCUCUUUAAGGGUAUGCCUAGACCCUAAAGACCUGAAUGAGGCAAUAGUGAGACCACACUAUCCAUCUAGAUCAAUAGAUGAUAUUUUGCCUGACUUGACAGGUGCAACCGUAUUUUCCAAAUUUGACGCGAGAACCGGUUAUUGGUCUGUUAAACUGAACAAGAAAUCAUCAUUUCUGACAGUUUUCAAUACUCCAUUUGGCAGAUAUAGGUAUCUGAGACUUCCCUAUGGUGUAAAUUGUGCUCAAGACGUCUUCGUCCAGAAAAUGGAGUCUUGUCUUGAAGGUUUGAAUGGCGUCAAGGUCAUUGUUGACGAUAUUGUUUGUUAUGGCAAAGACAAACAAGAACAUGACAGAAACUUGGACAAACUUAUGGAAAGAUGUCAACAAAAAGGUCUCAAACUCAAUGCUGACAAAACCGAGAUUGGUAAGUCAGAAAUACCUUUCUUUGGACAUUUACUGACGUCAGACGGACUGAAAAUUGAUCCUUCAAAGGUAAGAGCUGUCCAGGAAAUGCCGUCUCCUAAGUCAAAGUCUGAGCUAGAGACUAUAUUAGGAAUGGUGAAUUAUCUGCAACGAUUUGCACCAAAUCUUGCAGAAAUGACUAGUCUGUUACGACAGUUGUUGAAGAAAGACAGUAUUUUCCGGUGGGACCCGGAACAUGAAACUGCCUUGAACAAAAUAAAAAGGGUAAUAACUCAAAACCCAGGUCAGGUACUCUCGUACUUUGAUCCAAACAUUGAAGUUGUGCUGCAAGUAGACGCAUCACAAAAUGGACUUGGUUGUGUUUUGCUUCAAAACGACAAACCAGUUUUCUUUGCUUCGAAAGCAUUGACGUCUGCAGAAAGAAACUAUGCCCAGAUUACAAAAGAGCUCUAUGCUGUAUUGUAUGGCAUGACCAAGUUUCAUCAAAUGACAUAUGGACGACAUGUUGUAGUCCAAAGUGAUCACAAGCCACUUGUGAGUAUAACACGCAAAAGUUUGCAUGUUGCUCCGCCAAGAUUGCAAAAGAUGAUUUUGCAAUUACAGAAAUACGAUUAUGAAAUUGUUCAUGUACCUGGAAAGGACAUUCCAGUAGCUGACACACUAAGUCGCAACUAUUUGCAAGAUGAACAGAUUGAUGUAUGUAAAGACAUAGAUGUUCAUGUACAUUCUGUCAUGGAAAACAUUGCUAUGAGUGAUCAGAAAAUGACCCUGAUCAAAAGCAAAAUUGAGACUGAUCAAGAGAUGCAGACUCUGAAACACACAAUAUUAACAGGUUGGCCUGAUAAGAGACAGAACUGUCCAAAUAGUAUUUUACAAUAUUGGAAUUUCAGAGACGAACUAACAGUCAUUGACGAUUUUUUGUUGAAAGGAAACAAUGUCAUAAUUCCCAAAGAUUUGAGACAUAUGAUGCUGGACAAAGUUCAUGAUUCACACUUAGGCAUAGAGAAAUGUACUCAGCGUGCAAGAAGUGUAAUGUUUUGGCCCAAUAUGACCAAAGACAUAAAGAACAAAGUACUCAAUUGUCCCAUAUGUCUUGAACACAGAAACUCCAAUGUCAAGGAACCAAUGAUUCCUAAUCAGAUUCCCAGCAGGCCAUGGGAAGUUGUGGCUACUGAUAUUUUUCACUGGAAUGACAGUAACUACAUUGUUGUAGUUGAUCUGUAUAGCAGAUAUUUUGAAUGCGGGUUACUCAGAAAUAUGAGAACUGACACGGUUAUUCACAAAUUGAAGGGCUAUUUUGCUACACAUGGAAUACCCUCAAAAGUCAUUAGUGACAAUGCAGGACAAUAUUGUAGUCAGGAAUUUGACAAAUUUGUUAGAGAAUGGGAUUUUGAACAUGUUACGUCAUCGCCGUUACACUCACAAGGCAACGGUGUUGCUGAAAGAUGUAUUCAAACAAUCAAAAAGAUUUUCACAAAAUCUCUACAAGAUAACAAAGACCCGUAUCUUGCAGUUCUCGAAUACAGAAAUGCACCGCUUUCAUGUGGCAAAUCACCAGUCCAAUUACUAAUGAGUAGGGAGACUAGGUCUAUUUUGCCAGUAACACGCAAACACCUUGAGCCGAAAGUUCAAAAUAGGCAAGAAAUCAAAAGCAAAAUGUCAAAAUCAAAAAUCAAAUCAAAGACAUGGUUUGAUAAAUCUGCCAAGCCACUCACACAAUUGUCACAAGGAGAAACAAUUAGAAUCAAACAAGGUAAACGCUGGAAACAGGCAAUUGUUAGGAAACAAGUGCAUGACAGAUCAUACAUUGUUGAAACUAAUGAUGGUGGUGUCUAUAGACGAAACAGAAAUCAUUUGUUAAAGACAAAUGAAAAACCAUUUCAAAUCAUAGAUACACAUCCAUGCAAUGGCAACGACAUUCGUCUAACUGAUCAAUCACAAAAUGACAGUGACAGAAACAUACAAAAUCAAUCAGAGCGAAACUUUUCUCAUGAUAACACUCAGUCGCAACAACAACAACCAUCAGCACCAACUAAUGUUGCUGGCAAUACUGAUCAAAACUCUAACAAGUACGUCACUAGAUCAGGAAGACAGGUCAAAGUACCUCAAAGGUUGGAUCUUUGAACUGAUUUAUGAUGUGUUUUGUGUUAUGUUGUAUAUAUAUUUGUGAUACUUCAAUAUAUUUCAAAUGUAAAACUUUUCUUCAAUAUUCUGUGCUGUGAAGGAAAUUCAUAAUCGCCUAUAUCCUGUAACCGUGUGAAAGUGAUAUUUGUGGACAAUAUUUCUACAAUGUUAAUUGGAUAUAUCAACAGCUAUCUGCGGUAUGAAAACAAUACACUUUCAGAUGACAUUUCUGGGAGGAUUCAAGUGUCCUUAUCUGAACUGUUAACAUUUAGUUAGAAGAUAUUCUCAUUAAUUUCCAGAUACACUCUGCUGGAACAAUUAAUCUGUCAAGAAGAUUUUCUGCUCAGCUGAAAAUAAUGAUAACGCUAGGGUGUUGACCAAAUUACUUUAGAUUAAAUGUGUUCUUCAUAAAUUUACUAAUUCUUUUUAAAAGAAGAGAGAUGUUGCAUUCUUAAUCUUAAUGUAUCUAAGGGACACAAUUCUUUAUAUACUACAGCAUAUUUCUCUAUUGUAGUUAUUCAUACUGAAUACUAUGUUUCAUAUAUAGCUAUGCCUGUAGUAUUGUAUUUCACUUGAUGCUUGGGUAUGAAUGAAUAAACAUGUAACUCCA